Messenger RNA from Diatraea saccharalis (sugarcane borer), 4020 nucleotides. Lineage: Eukaryota; Metazoa; Arthropoda; Insecta; Lepidoptera; Crambidae. The record is from the annotation of a GenBank genome assembly.
AUUGCCGCCAAAUACUCUAUCCGCCUUAGUAGCCGAUAUCGGGCGAAAAUCAAACUGUGACAAGUAUUUUAAUCUUAUCUUUGCCUCAACAAUAAUCUUUAAAUGAGUAUUGAAUCAGUAGUCACAGAGUUGGCAAGAGUCAGUGUCGUUUAGUUUACGUAGUGAGAAUGGCUAUUUGAAAACGAAAAUGGAAGAAGUGAAAAGUGGAACGCGUUUACCUUUUUUGAGACAAUGUUUUGUGACGGCGGGUGUCGUCAUAAAUAUCAGUGCUCAUGGCGCCGUCAUUGGUUUCUCAGCGAUACUCAUUCCCAGCCUUCGUACAUUAGACUCGCCCAUCAAAGCUACCACUGCACAGGAGUCAUCUAUUGCAUCUAUAAUUGGAAUAGCGCUUAUCGUCGGCAACCUCAUCAUGACUUGGAUGAUGAGUAAUUUCGGACGCAAAACGGCCCAUCUGGCUACAAUUCCACCUAUCUUGAUUGGGUGGUUCGUUAUCAUCAUGGCGAACAGUGUAGCCUCACUUAUUGCUGCAAGAUUCCUCCAGGGAGUAUCCAUGGGAAUGCUCGGUCCCCUAGGUUCUAUAAUAGUAGCUGAGAUGACCCAUCCAAAAAACAGAGGGGCAUUUCUGACACUCAUCUCGUUGUCUCUCACAAUUGGAGUACUACUCUGCCACUCGCUAGGAACGUAUUUGACUUGGCAGCAGUGCGCGUUGGUUUGCUCAUUCAUAACGUUUACUAGUUUACUGAUGAUAAUAUUUUCACCUGAAUCACCUUCUUGGUUAAUCUCACAAGGGCGGUAUGAGGAAGCCGCAAAGGUUUUUAAGUGGUUAAGAGGCGACGGACAAGAUAACGAUGAAUUGGAGAGCAUGAUGAAAGCUCAGCAAAUGAUAAGAAAGUCUAGUGUAGACGGAAUAAAACUACCACUGUCGUUAAAGGUGACACGAGCUUUGCGAUAUUUUACGAGCACUAUUCAGAAGCCAGAAUUCUUCAAACCUAUUAUCAUUAUGAUGUUAUUAUACACGAUGUUUCAGUUUUCUGGUAUUAACGUCAUCAGUUCUUAUGCUAUAGAUAUCAUUAAGGACGUAGUCGGUCCAGAAGCUAAUGCUGAAAUGCUAAUGGUAGCACUCGAUAUCGAGAGAUUGAUAUGUAACAUAUUAGCAGUAUUUUUGAUGAGAACUCUGAAAAGAAGGACAGUUUUGUUUGGCAGUGGCUUCCUUUGUAUACUGUCUUACGUGACGAAAGGAGGAUACGUUUAUGCAAAGCACAAUCACAUGUUGCCCUCGAGGAUACAAGGUCAAUGGUUUCCACUAAUGCUAAUAGGCAUUUACAUGUUUUCUUUGACUGUUGGAAUAUCUUCAAUACCUUUCGCCAUUUCGGGAGAGAUAUUCCCCUUGGAGUAUAGGGGUUUAGGUGGUGGUUUGAGUGUUUUACCUUUGUCAUUAAACUUUUUUGUGGCUGUGAAAUGUUUCCCUGUAUUGAGUGAUGCAGUUACUUUACCUAUAACUUAUUGGUUGUACGGUGGCAUUGUCACUGUAUGUUUAUCGAUCCUGUAUUUCAUGUUGCCUGAGACGAAAGACCGUACGCUUCAAGAGAUCGAAGAUACAUUCCGAGGAUUAAGCCCAGCAGAUAGAAGAGUCUCCGAACCUCUCAAUAGCAAAAAUGGUGCAGAAAUGAUGCGAAGAUGUAGUUCACAUAUACUUUAUUAGGUCAAUUUCAAUACCAAUGUAAUAAAACUUAACUUAUAACAUAUAUUAUUACUAGAUAAAUUAAAUGGUAAUUUGAGUAUGACAAUAAUACUUUUUGUAAGGUGUAUAUACACAUUAUUUGUAUGAUUAUAUUAAGUAAGAACGUUUAAGAAAGCAUAAUGUACCUAAUAAUACUUAAAGUCGGUGUCUGUGAUGUGUUAUAAUUUAUUAAAUUAACCAAUUAAUUGUAAUGAUGUUAGAAUUACUAAACGUUUUGUAAGACAAAUCUCAAUAAAAAUACAAUUUAUGUAUUUACGUUUUAAUUAUGCUUUACAGUCACAUGAAACAUCAAAUGUGUAAGUUUACAAUUGAAAUCAUGGACAGUGUAAUAGCCAGUCCCGGAUCUAGAAUUCUUUCAAACGGGAUAGGAACAUGAUAGUGCAGCUCUCUCAUUAGCGUAUGCGAUACAUUAAAUAAUUCACACAUUAACAGUCAAUGAAUUGAAUAUUUAAAUAAUUGUGAAGGGAUUCAAUGAUUCUAGCAUCUCCUGAAAUUGCCGUUCGAGGUAGGUGGUCUUUUAAACUCGGCGCUUGAUCCAAUGAUGGACAUGGUAACAGUUGAUAACAGGAAUAGAUGAUAGAUUUAGUAAUUUUAGACAGACCACUGAAGACGAUGUAGAUACUUAUUGAAGUAUAGAGACGUGGUUCUGUUGAGACCAGCAACGCCAUCUUUUAAGAGAGUGGAAAAAUAUUUGCUUCCAUCUUGCCGUCGAUGACAUAUGACAAUCAGUGUCGUCACAAUGUGACAAAUGAAUACACUUUACAGUGCUUACUGCAACUAACAUUGCGGAUGCUUACAAUCUUUCUUUCCAUCUUGACCAGCUUCAAGAGCUGUUUGCAGUUCCUCAUCAGUCUUAUCUGCCUGUCACCCUCCUUCCACUUUUACCACUUCCAACAUCCUCUCGUGCUCACACGUGUUCUCGAUUUUCAUUUCACUAGAUACACCUUUAAAGUAGCAUUCGAUUUCAUAUAGGGUCUUGCCUUUAGUUUCUGGCAGUAGGUAAUAUAAGAAAACUCCGCAUAUACCCGUGAAAGCUCCGUACAAACAAAAAGUUCCGCUCACUCCAAUACUGGCAAAAGAAUUCGGGGCAGUUUUAACCACAACAAAGAACAUGAUCGACAAGAACAUUCCAGAUAUUCCGCUACCCAAGCUCCUGUAAGCCAGUGGAAAUAUUUCUCCUGCUAUCGCCCAAGGAAUUGGAAGAAUACCCAGAGUUUUUCCGAAAAUAUAUGUCAAUGUUGGUAUGACUGGAGUCCAUUUGUAAUCGUGAGGUAAGUAGCCGAAGUCACGGAGAUAAAGGAGAAGUGCUGUCAAGAACAAGGAGAUUACAGUUAUGAUAAUUCCAAGGAACAGAACCGUUCUCCUGUUGAGUUUGUUAACGACAAUACACGCUAACACGGCUGUGAUGAACCUCACCACGUCUACCAUCAGCAUACUCGUGUACGAGUCUAUACUGGCAGCUGUUACCUCAUUCAUCAUGGGCACGGUAUAGGAGGGGACUACUGUCAUACCAGAUAUUUGGAAAAGAAUAAACAUGAACAUCAUUAUUAGAGUUGGUUUGUAGAAUUCCGGUUUUCUUAAAAUGCUUUUGUAGAGCACCCAUUUUGACAUCUCUUUUACAAUUUCUUGUUUCUUUUGUGAGUUGAGGAGCACUUCCAAUUCUUUUUCUGAGGCGUAGUCGUAACCUCUGAACCAUCUGAAGGAUUUUCUGCAUUCUGCAUAAAGACCUUUGGAUGCUAGAUACGGAGGAGUUUCUGGGGUCAGAGAGAUUAGAAUAAGGGAUAAGGCAUAGAAGGCCCCGCAGGCUAUUCCAGCUUGUCGCCAGUACAGGAGGGUCCCGAAGAGGUGAGCUACCAGCAUCCCAGUAGCAAAAGAGAAGGCGAUGGUUGCCAGAAAGGCACCACGAUGCUUAGGCGCUGAGUACUCGGCGAUGGAGACUGGUGCUGAUGCAGCUUGUAGCCCCAUACCGAAACCCUAAAUAUAGAUAGAAAUAAAAGAUUACACAGAGUUGUUCAAUUUAUGAAAAUACGAGUAUAUAUUUGAUUUAUCUUAGAUUUAGAACGCAAUAUUUAUUUAUCUUAUAUAAAAUUAAUUUAAAAAAUUUGUCAGUCACUAGAUGACGAUAUUCCUAUAGGCAUAAGAGUUGUAAAUAUUUUAAAACAUUUUCUUUGAGAUAAAUAUUAACCAUCAUGUUCUUAUUGGUCGAUCACGCAGUGAUUAGUACGCUCGGUCUGCAAUACGGUUGUUUGCUUAUGGGACGGGUUAUCAAUUUUUUUAUA